GAAGGGAAAAGAACUCUCCAGAUCGUUUCUGCUGCUGUUGCGAAAAGCCAAAAAAGGAGCAUCGGCGAGAUGGCUGCUUUGUGGGCUACUGCCUGCGCCCUGCUGCUGCUGCUCUGUGGCUGCUCGGUUAUUUCAGGAGUGGAAAGCAUUGGUGUGAACUAUGGCAUGAUCGGCGACAACCUCCCGCCGCCGGACAAGGUCGUCGCCAUGUACAGAGCCAACAACAUCACCGACAUCCGCCUCUUCCACCCGGACACCACCGUCCUCGGCGCGCUCCGCGGCUCCGGCCUCGGCGUCGUGCUCGGCGCGCUCAACGAGGACCUGGCCCGCCUCGCCUCCGACGCCUCGUUCGCCGCGUCAUGGGUCCAGUCGUACGUCACGCCCUUCGCCGGCGCCGUCCGCUUCCGCUACAUCAACGCGGGCAACGAGGUCAUCCCGGGGGACGACGCCGCGAGCGUCCUCCCGGCCAUGCGGAACCUCCAGUCCGCGCUGCGUGCCGCGGGGCUCGGCGUGCCGGUCACGACGGCCGUCGCGACGUCGGUGCUCGGGUCGUCGUACCCGCCGUCGCAGGGCGCGUUCUCCGAGGCCGCGCUCCCGACGAUGGCGCCGAUCGUCUCCUUCCUGGCGUCCAGCGGGACGCCUCUGCUGGUGAACGUCUACCCGUACUUCGCGUACUCCGCCGACCCGUCGUCGGUGUCGCUCGACUACGCGCUGAUGUCGCCGUCGGCAUCGGCGGUCGUGACGGACGGCGGGGUCGCGUACACGAGCAUGUUCGACGCCAUCCUGGACGCGGCGUACGCCGCUCUGGAUAAGGCCGGCGGGCAGGGCCUGGAGUUGGUGGUGUCGGAGACCGGGUGGCCGUCGGGCGGCGGCGGCGCCGGCGCCAGCGUGGAGAACGCGGCGGCGUACUGCAACAACCUGGUUCGCCACUUCGGGCGCGGCACGCCGCGGCGGCCCGGGAAGCCCGUGGAGACGUACAUCUUCGCCAUGUUCAACGAGAACCAGAAGCCCGAGGGCGUGGAGCAGCACUUCGGCCUGUUCCAGCCGGACAUGAGCGAGGUCUACCACGUCGACUUCUCGGCGUGAUCAUCUUUUAACUAGGCAACGGCGGCGACACUCCAUGGCUCACCGGACGCACGCAUCCUGCAUGCAUGAGUUACUCUGAAGCAUUUUAGGUGUUAGUAGUAGUAUGGUUUACUCUGGACAAAGAUAACCACCAACGCCGCCGACAUGUGCAUGCUUCCACUGCAUUCCUGAAUUCUGCUGUUCAUUUGAUUCACUAUAUAUUCAGCUUUUUAUCUGAUUCA
This is a messenger RNA of Oryza brachyantha (malo sina), 1307 nucleotides long. Its product is annotated as putative glucan endo-1,3-beta-glucosidase GVI. The record is from RefSeq and is a predicted model, not a curated record. Lineage: Eukaryota; Viridiplantae; Streptophyta; Magnoliopsida; Poales; Poaceae. Bases 70 to 1086 code for a protein of 338 amino acids. The transcript is spliced from 2 exons. Gene Ontology annotation, cellular component: plasma membrane. Gene Ontology annotation, biological process: carbohydrate metabolic process. Gene Ontology annotation, molecular function: hydrolase activity, hydrolyzing O-glycosyl compounds.